UUUUUCAUCUUACCCUUCCACACUAUAAAUAAAAAACAUCAAAACAAUCUUGUACAUAUCUUGUAUUGCACCACCCCACAAUAUUCUGAGUCUGAGUUUAACCCCCUACAGUUUCUAUGGACAAAAACAAAAACAAUUCAAACUAUUCUAUAUGCAGGAAAAUCCGUCAAGCACUUACAAGCAAUCCUGCAAUCCAAGCCGUUCAACGCAUCUCAAGCUUCAAUCAAAAACCUGAACCCGUUACAAAACGUCCAAAUUCUCCACCACCCAACACUAAUAUUAGCAUCAAAAACAAACCCCCACCACAUCAUAAGGCUCGCAAAGAAGAAUCAGGUGCAAUCCCCGUCAGUGCAGCAAAAGCUGCUUCAUCAGGAAGACCAAUCACACGUCAACCUCAUCCACAGCAUGUUCCCAUGCAAGGGAAACAACACCAACAUGGUCACGUAGUGGUGCAAGCUGAGCCACAAGGUAAGAAACAAAUGGAUAUAAAUGAACAUUUCAAAGUGUUCAUUGAAAAUACGAGGGAGAAAAUGAUGAGAAGCAUGACAAACAUUGGUUGGGCUCAGAGCAACCACCCUGCGCCUGCACCGGAUCAAGAAGUCCACGGUAGCAACAAAAACGAAAGCCAUUAUUCGGACUUUAUUCAGCGUGUUAGGAAGAAGCUCAGGGCUACAACAGCUGUUCGAAAGUCUGGUUCCUUGAAGGAAAAUUAAGGCUUGGAAUAGAUUAUAUAUAUUCAACUCACAAAGAAGGUUGAUUAAUUACUAAUUAGUAUUAUUUGCUGGUGUGGUGUUGGUAAAGUAUAUAUUGUGCAUCUAAUUCUAAUCUUUGGUUGCUGUUGAGUGGGGAUAAAAAUAAGGCCAUUCCUUACCAGGGUAUGCAAGCAUCAUAUUUCUUUACUGUUUGUAGUGUAUACCAGAAAAAUUGCUCUUACUAUUUGUCCAUUUUUCUUUUAUUUUA
Messenger RNA from Cajanus cajan (pigeon pea), 960 nucleotides. Lineage: Eukaryota; Viridiplantae; Streptophyta; Magnoliopsida; Fabales; Fabaceae. The record is from RefSeq and is a predicted model, not a curated record.